Molecule: messenger RNA, 8720 nt
Organism: Hemibagrus wyckioides
Lineage: Eukaryota; Metazoa; Chordata; Actinopteri; Siluriformes; Bagridae
Gene: ric1
Product: RIC1 homolog, RAB6A GEF complex partner 1
Exons: 26
Coding region: 413-4693 (1426 amino acids)
Biological process (GO): intracellular protein transport; retrograde transport, endosome to Golgi
Cellular component (GO): Ric1-Rgp1 guanyl-nucleotide exchange factor complex; Golgi membrane; cytosol
Molecular function (GO): protein binding
Source: RefSeq, a predicted model, not a curated record
UCCAUAAAAAGGCCAAAGAUGGCGUCGCUGGGACGUCGCGUCGAGAGAAACCAGACGCCGAAGUUCGCUUCAAAACAAACGUCGCUCCCGUUACAUUAGCAUCGCCGCUUAACUGAGUGAGGGGUGGGAAAUAAAACUCAGAAAUGGCGUCGGGUUAAGGAUUAAUGCGGGUUAAUUUUUCCUCUGGAUAUAAUUACAUAAGUAGUUCUUCUGGAGCGCGUGUAUGUGAAUAUCGAUAUCUUGCACGGUUAAUAAUGAACUCGGAUCAUCUGCAUGGAGUGACACGGACUGUUAGCGAGUAUGCUAACUAGCUAAAGCAGCUAGCCUGGAGCGGAUUUAGCCUGCGCUUUUGGAUGGAAAGAGCCGGGUGUAGAUCAGAUUAAAACGCCGAGACGGAUUAUUUGUGUUCGCCAUGUAUUUUCUGACGGGCUGGCCGCGGAGGCUGCUGUGCCCGCUGCAGAGCGCCGAGGAGCCCUUCCACAUCCAGCCCAGCUCGCAGCGCUUCUACUUCGCCGUGCUGUCGGACACACAGCUCAGCAUCUGGUUCAGCAGGCCCAGCGUCCUGAUAGUGAGUUAUAUCGAAUCGGAGAAGGCAGCUGCUCAAUUCGGUUUCUAUCAGCAGGCCGAAUGGAAGGCAGACGACUCCAUGAUAGCCGUGGCGGCUGCAAACGGAUACGUGCUGCUGUUCGACAUUGUCGGAGGUGGAGACGAGAAAUAUCUGUACGAACCCAUCUAUCCAAAGGGUAGUGUGCGUGUGAAGGUUACUCCUGGGUAUAAAGAGGAACAAUGUGCUCCUGCACUCAGUGUGGAAAUGAAGAAACCAGUCGACCUGGAGGCUCCUAUUACCAGUCUUCAGUCUCUGCAGGAGGAUCUGUUGGUGUGUACAGCUGAUGGCUAUCUGCACAUGCUGCACUGGGAUGGAGUGUGUAACGGCCGGAGAGCUGUAAACCUCAGCACCAUUCCUUUCUCUCUGGACCUGCAAUCCUCACGCGGAGGUCCGUGUUUGGAUCUGAACGGCGUCCACAUCCGAGAAAUGGAGUAUUGCAUGACGUUGGAUGGUUUCGCUGUCGUCCUCGAUGAUGGAAGACUCGGCUUCAUCACGCCAACCGCUACCAGGUUCUCCACCGAGCAGUUGCAGGGUGUUUGGGCAGCGGAUGUGACCGAUGGCACAUGUGUGGCGGUGAACAACAAAUACAGACUCAUGGCUUUCGGCUGUGCGAGUGGCUCUGUGUUGGUCUACAUGAUAGACAACACUACAGGAUCAAUGCAGCUGUCACACAAAUUGGAGUUAAGCCCCAAACACUACCCAGACAUCCAUAAUAAAACAGGUCCAGUUAAGCUAAUUCGUUGGUCUCCGGAUUGUAGCGUCGUCAUGGUGACCUGGACGUGCGGAGGCCUCUCUAUGUGGAGUGUGUUCGGAGCUCAUCUCGUCUGCACGCUCGGAGAGGACUUCACUUAUCGAUCAGAUGGCAGUAAGAAGGAGCCACUAAAGAUCAGCUCUAUGAGCUGGGGGGCAGAGGGUUACCAUCUGUGGGUGAUCGGCAGCACGGAGGUAGGCACGGAGCAGACUCCACAGUUAGGCCAGGCCUCCAUCCUCCAGUUUCAGUUCAUCAAGAGCGCACUCACGGUCAAUCCUUGUACGAGUAAUCAGGAGCAGGUGCUCCUCCACGGUGAGGAUCGGCUACUGAUGACGUGCGGAGAUGCUGCAGUCCAGAUACACAACCAGGAGCAACACUCGGCACGGAGCACAACACACACACAGCUCAGCACUUUACUGGGACACAAACACUGGCACAUAGUGCAGAUUCACAGCACAUAUCUGGAAACUAACUGGCCAAUACGGUUUGCAGCCAUAGACUCAACAGGUCAGUGUUUGGUGGUAGCCGGAAGACGCGGAUUUGCACAUUACUCUUUAUAUACCAGGAAAUGGAAACUGUUUGGAAACAUUACACAGGAACAGAGUAUGACAGUGACCGGUGGUCUCACCUGGUGGAACGACUUUGUGGUUGUUGCCUGUUACAAUUUCAUUGACCAGCAGGAGGAGCUGAGAUUAUACCUCCGCUCCUCGAACCUCGACAACGCCUUUGCCAGCGUUACAAAGCUGCAUGCUGAAACUUUGCUGCUCAACGUGUUCAGAAACACGAUCAUUUUGUUUCGCACGGACUGCUCCAUCUGCCUUUAUAGCAUUGAAAAGAAGCAAGACGGCUCUUCAGUGUCUGUAGAUUUACUACAGGAAGUGUCGAUGUCGCGUUAUAUUCCUCAUCCUGCACUGGUGGUUUCUGUCACACUCACUUCAGUCAGAACAGAGACGGGAAUGUCACUGAAAACCACACAGCAGGCAUGUAAUGCAGAAAGUAUUUUGUUGAAUUUGGCCGGUCAGCUCAUUAUGUUGCAGAGAGAUCGGUCUUGCCCACAGGUACGAGACAAGGACACAUCAGCCGGUCCGAAAACACUGCUGCCUUUCUCUCCACCCGUGGUUCUGGCUCAGUGUGUGGAGAGCGUGUGGGCCUCCAGUCACUCUGGUUCUAAGAAGCGCCACCUGGUGGAGGCUCUGUGGCUCUCGUGUGGCGAGUCGGGGAUGAAAGUGUGGCUCCCCCUGUUCCCACGCCGCGAGAACCGCAAACCACACUCGUUCCUCUCACGCCGCAUCAUGCUCUCAUUCCUCCUCGACAUCUACCCGCUCGCCGUGCUGUCGGAGGACGCACUCGUUUUGGGCGCUGCUAAUGACACUCUUCUUUAUGACUCUUCUUUUUCCUCCAAAGAAAGCCUUGGAGGAAACUCCUCCUCUUCGGAGGGCAUUGGAGGAGACUCUUCCACCAAAGAAAGCCUUUCUCGCCGGCCCUCCACGUUUUCGUUGUCACGUGAACCCCCAGAGUCGUUUUUUCCAUUCUGUUUGGUAGAAAGGACAUCUCAGAUCUACCUCCAUCACCUCCUUCGUCAGCUGCUGGUGAGAAAUUUGGGCGAGCAGGCCUUACUGUUGGCUCAGUCAUGCUCAUCGCUGCCUUAUUUCUCACAUGUGCUGGAGCUGAUGGUGCACGUGGUGCUGGAAGAGGAAGCCACAUCUCGCGAGCCUAUUCCUGACCCGCUGCUGCCCACCGUGGCCAAGUUCCUGGCUGAGUUUCCCCUGUUUCUGCGCACCAUCGUCCACUGCGCACGCAAGACCGAGUUCAACCUCUGGAACUACCUGUUUGCGGCUGUUGGGAAUCCAAAAGAUCUUUUCGAGGAGUGCAUCAUGGGCCGCGAUCUGGACACGGCAGCUUCGUAUCUCAUCAUACUGCAGAACAUGGAGGCUCCAGCAGUGAGCCGUCAGCACGCCACUCUCCUCUUCAACACGGCACUUGAGCAAGGAAAAUGGGAUCUCUGUCGUCACAUGAUCCGAUUCCUCAAGGCCAUUGGGUCAGGGGAGAGCGAGACCCCGCCCUCUACUCCAACCAGUCAGGAGCCGAGCUCUACAGGAGGAUUCGAGUUUUUUCGCCAUCGCAGUAUCAGUCUGUCUCAGUCAGCAGAAACGGUUUCUACUGGAAAAUUUAACCUACAGAAAACCUUCAGCAUGCCUUCAGGACCCUCCACUAAAGGUAAGGAGAGUGACAGCGCUGAGAACAUGUACAUCGACAUGAUGUUAUGGCGUCACGCGCGGCGUUUGCUGGAGCAGAUCCGUCUGAAGGAUCUGGGCUGUUUCUCGGCACAGCUGGGCUUCGAGCUGAUUGGCUGGCUGACUCGUGAGCGCACUCGUGUUGCUCGUAUCGUUGACUUUGUCUCUGCCCUUAAAUGUCUCCAUAACGACUUCCUGUGGCCUUUUCCUGUUCUCCCGGCUGGCUCACCACUCAAAAAUGGACGCUGUCGAACAGUGUUGAGCACACGUCUGCUGAAGUCUCGGUCUAACGAUAGCUUACUGAACAGCGAUAUGGACACGGCUCCACCGCAGAUCACCACCAAUCACAACUGGUUGGAUGGACUGGGGGCGGAGCCUAAAGAGAUCGACUCUGCUUCUUCACAUGGUGCUCCACAAACACAAGAAGCCUUUCUCUCUCCUCUCAUCAAUAAAACGGAGGAAUGUAGUAUCGGCUCAGCCACAGAUCUAACGGAGACUAGCUCCAUGGUGGACGGUGACUGGACGAUGGUGGACGAGAACUUCUCCACCCUGAGCCUCAGCCAGUCAGAGCUGGAGCACAUCUCCAUGGAGUUGGCCAAUAAGGGCCCUCACAAGUCCCAGGUGCAGUUGAGGUACUUGCUGCAUGUGUUUUUAGAGGCAGGCUGUUUGGAAUGGAGCACUGUGAUUGGUCUGAUUCUGCGUGAUGUCAGCAUCAUUAAGCAAGUGUUGGGUUUUUUGGAUGCUGCGGACACAGAAACUGUUCAGAGUGUACAAGGUGGACUCGUCGCUAUUGACCAGUGGGCUUCAUCUGAUUGUCUCGGUUACAAGCCCUUCCUGAACCUCAUCGCACCUGAGCUGCAGAAGCUGUGUGACGUCUCCGUGGAUCAGGUCCAGCUUGACUCGUUUCAGCCGUCCAUCUCCAAGAUGGCCGACCCAGUUCUGCCCCGAGUGGAGGAGCAUCGUGGGGUCGCAGCCUUUACCCAUCCCAUGACUCUUGAGAUCCCCACUGGCUCCGCCCCUCACAUUAUGGAGGACAACCACAAGGAGGAGUUUGAGGACGAGGCAGCUGAGGAGGGCGCUUAUGACUGCACUCUCUCGUGAUUUGAGAAAACUGAGAAUCAGCAGGAUCUGCAUUCCUCCACGUUGUGUGUCCUAAACCACCCUCUUAUUCACUAAAGCCAUGCAGCAUGGUCAAAAGGGCGCACAUAGUGCAUUAUGGGGCGUGGCAGGAAGCACAGGCAAAAGGCAGGAACUUUGUCUGGGUUUCAGUUGCACAUCUUUAUGCGUCGGCGUGCAUUAAGGGGACAACAGAGAGUACGUAGGAUGGUUUUGUGAACAGGAGGCUGGCUUUCUUAUUCACUGUGUAGGACUCACAUCAUCUUCACCUGGCACAGUGCGGGUGUUGAAAAUGAUAAUACAGUACAUCAUACUUAAUGUGCUCACAAAGGGCCAGGGAACAGUGGAGAAGAAUUUUAAAAACUCUAAAGACAGAAUAGAUCUUCUCCAGAUCAAGCAGUAAGCCUUGCGAAAUAAAAAAUACUUGCGAUAUCUGAAUUAUGUAGCAAGAAAGAGACACACAAUGAUUUAAAUGGAAAAAUUUGUAAGGUUCAACUUUUAGCACCCGUUGCACUGAAAUAUAUUACUUUAAAAUCCACGUAUCUGUCUUUAAUUUGCUUGAAAUUCAACAGAUUUAUUUCAGUGUUGAGUUAUUUUUAUUAUCUAGAGUCCAAUACCUUUUUCAGGGUUCAAAGAUUUAUUAAUUGUGUUCACAGAAAUCUGUCUUCAGGCUGCUCACUUCAGUGUACAAGCAAGUUAGUGAAAUCUACUGAAAAAUAUCUUAAUUGUAGAUUGUUUGGAUGUUUUUCCUGCAAAAACGUUCAUUCUGAAUAUCUGGCUCCUAAAUAAAUGUGCUUUGAAGCUACUGAUUUCAGAACUAAUAGAUACAGAUUGUUCUUAAAGUAAUAUAGUUCAGUGCUAUGAAGUGCAUCGGUAAUUAAUGUUCAGGUCUCUUGUUAGUGUCCACAAUCAUGGAUACAUAUAUACUCCGGUGUCGUGUCCCCCAAACGGAGCAGGGAGAACUCUUAUCCUAAACUGCAGAUGCUUGCACGUUACUCACAUGGAUUGAACACCACAUGCUUCAGCUUGUCAAGAGGAACAGAAAAAGAACGUGGGAUGAUGUGGGCCUAUGUAGUGAAUAAGGGGUUAUUUGGGGACAGUGUAGAACAGAGGAGACUCGUGUGUGUGUGUGUGAACCAUCUCUUGAGUGUGAUCUAAGGAAUGUUGCACUUCUCUCUUUUGGUUGAAUUCCCAUCCAUCCAGACGUGUGUGUGUAUUGUGUUCUAACACCAGUAUUAUUGAUCUCUAUGAGAGGAGGCUGUAUUUCCAAAAUGUAGCUCUUAAGCGAUCAUCAAGAGGGAAAAAAGCAUUGUAUAAUGUAGUAUAAAAAGAAUCUGGUUUUUGUUCAUUCACACGAUCCACAAAUGUUGCUCCUAGUGCUGGGGAAAUAUAUCAUAUCAUCACCACACACACAGGUUCCAGCAGUUAUGCUUUAGCUCUGUUGACUUUAUAGGAAUUUUUUGCCCCCUUGCUAUGGCAAAAGCCAGAAAUCUACUUUGACACACGACAUUUAAUAUGUUUUCAUACAGAAUUAACCUAGGGCAGUUUUGACCUCGGUUUUGGGAACCGGGAGAAAAAAAGUGGGCGGGGUUUGUGGUGUUUGGUCAGUGAAAGCUCUACAGACUAGAAUGCUUGAUUUGUGCUGAUUUUAUUAUUGUCAAUGUUAGAUUUUUGUUUUCACGUGUUCAGUUAUAUACUGACUGAUGCACCCUAGUGUUUGUAUACACCCCCAUACCCCAUUAUUUACACUUAUGAUGAUUAUUAUUAUUAUUAUUAUUAUUGUUUAGUAUGGAGCGGUCUCAUCCUUUGACAAACUCAAAGGAUUUUGUAGCAAAAUUCAGAAUUUUCUGUUCUCAGCACCUCUGUAAACAAUAUUUUUUCACACUAUUUUAGACACGACAAUUACUUUUAAUUCAGCGUUUCCUAAAGAUCCUGUAACAAGGAAAAGAAACCGCUGGAAUAAAAAUCUCCUGCCAGUUAUUGUCUAACUGCAGACUGGUCAAACAUCCUGAGAAGAAAACUGAAUGAAAUCUAAUCUCACACUCAUGGUCAGCCCCAGAUUUACCCCUAACUGCUUCAGAUUUUACUCCCAGCUCUGUCAGAUUUACUCCCAGCCUUGUCAAAUACCCCCCCCCCCCCCCAAAUCAGAUUUUUACACCCAGCUCUGUCAGCUACCCUUCAGCCCCCGUCAGAUUUACCCCCCCAGACUCGUCAGAUUUACACCCAGCCUCAUCAGAUUUUACCCCCCAGCCCUGUCAGGUUCACUCCCAAACCCCAGCUCCAUCAGUUUUUACCCCCAACCCCCUCAGAUUUGCCCAGCCACAUCACUAGCACGAGUAAGAGCUGUCAGUGUUUCUACAGAUUGCAGAUUAUUUGCAUGUUCCUUUCGUCCCAGCAGCUCAAACCCUUAUUUCCAUGUUGUUCUGAUUUGUUUUUCCACCUCUGUGUUUUUCUUUUUCGUCAUUAUAAAUAGGAAGAGCAGAUUUGGAUGAAUUGGAUGUUUUGAGUAUAAAUUGUUUUGUUUUUGUUUGUUUUUUUAAUUCAACUGUGAGAAUUUCUAAUACCUCAUUUAUUGUAGUUAUCUGCAUUCAAAUCAUAUUUUUGUUUGUUUUUUCAUCAUUUCUCCUGUCUCCAGUCAUCGCUUUUCUGCUUCCUCUUGUGCUUUGAGAGCAUUGAUAUGCAAGUUACAUGUGCUGUGUGUUUGUGGUUUUAAAGAAUUUAUAUCCUUUAUUUUUUCUUUAUUUUUUAAAUAAUUAUAUAUUCAGUAAUGCGCUCUCUGAAACAGCACUCAGCCACAGAAGGGAUGUGUGUACCGUUCAGUAUAUUUAGCUCUGUAGGUCUUCUUGCUUUUUCCUCUCUCUCGCUCCUCCCUCUCUCUGUCUCCCUCUCUUUGUCCCUCCCUCUCUCUGUCUCUCUCUUUGUCCCCCCCUCCCUUUCUGUCUCUCUUUGCCCCCCCCUUCUCUCUCCUCUCUCUUUGUCCCUCCCCUCCCUCUCUGUCUCUCUCUCUUUUUCUCUCUCUCCUCCCUCUCUCUUUGCCCCCCCUCUCUCCGUCUCUCUCUCUCUCUCUCUCUCUCUCUCUCUUUGUCCCCCCCCUCUCUUUCUCCUCCCUCUCUCUGCCCCCCCUCUCUCUCUUUCCUCUCGCUCUCUUUGCCCCCCCCCUCUCUUUCUCUCUCUCUGCCCCCCCCCUCCCCUGCAUAAGUAUUAAUCCUGAUUAUUUAUCAUGACAACACUCGAAAUGAGGGCUGUGAGUUCUCCAUUCUCACCCUGAUAAAGCUCUGCUGCAGUGUAUGAGCUUAUGCUCGAAUGCCUAUUAUUAUUAUUAUUAUUAUUAGUCUUUUUAAUUUUAUUUUUAAAUUGCAGGGUUUUAUGAAGCUGUGCUCUGGAGUGUUCAUGACUGAUACCCCAGUGGUACUUCGGGCUGUUUUCGUAAUCGCACCCUGUUCAUUUAUAUAUUUUUUUUUGUAUGUUAUAGUAAUAAUAAAGCAAGAAAGCCACACGGUACAUAAACAGCAGUAACCUGAAGAAUAAACGUCGGACUCGUCUGACCCGAUAUGCAGAAUUGAAAUCUUCGUCCUUUAGCUGACGAUGAUGAUGUUAUAGUAUUAUGUACAUCUUAAAUAUAUAACACAUUCUGUCCUGAGAGAGAGAGAGAGAGCAGAGAGUGAAAGUUGCUGUUAGACAGACUUUUUUUAAUCCCUCUCCUGGCCUGAGAGACGAGUUCACUGCACUUUUUUUCUUUCUUUUUUUUUUUUACUGCUUUGCUUUCUAAGUUUUGCGUCACGUCAGUAUUAUUAUCGGUUCGUAUCCGUGUGCAGUGAGGAAGCAGCAGCUGGGUUUGUCUUUUUAUUUUUUCCCCUCCAUGUGGACCAAACUGUUCAGUUCUCGCUGGUCUUCAGGUCACUUAAUCGAGUUGGCCUUGCUGUUGCAUCUCGCCUAAUUUUCUGCUUCUGUGUUGAACAUUUCCAGCACAUGUAUUUAACACACACACACGUGUGUGUAUAUAUAUAUAUAU